AAACAUAUAAAGUAAAUGUGCUCAGACAAUGCAUUUACAUAAAGUGCAUAUUUUCUGUUUUUCAAAAGAAUCUUAACCUAACAUUACGUAACAUAUAACAAAACGAAGAUUAUCAUAAUGCUUUAUAUGGCAAAUUGUUCGAAUUUACGUAUCUGUAACUAGAUGUGUUUACAUUAAUACUUUAUACUCACAUACGAAUAUUUAAUUUCAAUCAGCAUAAAUGUGAUUUGUUGAAAUGUACAAAACAAAUCAAAUGAUGAAAGCUGCUGCAUCAGCGGCAGCAAAAGUAGAUUCUCUACUUAUGGCAAAAGGAAAGCUAAGAAUGGAUAACCCAAAACUUGGAUUGCUACCAACGCCUGGCAAACCAAAUGAUCUUUUCACUACUGAAGUAGAAAUUAAUGAUACUCCGUUAUCAGCUAGAAAUCUUCUUACAAAAGGGCAAACCCAAGAAGAAAUUAGUCAAUAUUCGGGUGCAGCAAUAUCUACUCGUGGACGGUAUAUGACUCAAAAUGAAGGACUACAAAAUCCAAAUGAUAGGGCAUUAUACCUGUUUAUACAAGGACCGACUAAACAAAGUCUUGAUUUGGCCAUACAAAGAAUUCAUGAAAUAAUCCGAAGUGAGCAAAAUCAAACAAAUCAAAGAUAUUUAUCUCGUAAUAAACCUCAACUACCUCCUUUAAUGAGCAUUCAAACAAAUGUUACAUCCAUUGACAAAGUUAUGGUUGGUCUUGAUCAUGCACCUCCUGCAUUUGACUUAAGAGGAAGAAUUAUUGGCCAAGGUGGAACAAAUUUAGAAUAUAUACGAACUGAAACUGGGGCUGUGGUAACUUUAAGGGGUAGAGGAUCACUGUUCACGGAAUCUGCAUCUGGGACUGAAUCGCCUGAACCACUUCAUUUUUUUAUAGAACAUCCAAGAUAUGAUGGAGUUGUAGCAGCACGUCAACUUGCUUUAAAUCUAAUUGAGACAUUACAGCAAGAAUUAGCACAAUUUUUGCAAACUAAUCCACCAAGUAUGGUUAAUAUUCAAGCAAUACCACAAAAUACUAUGCAACAGAAUAUUGUUCAGCAUUCCCCACAGGUAUUUCCUUCUGUUCACCAACCUAUUGCAAUACCCCCUCCAAUAUUAUCAGGACCACCUCCAGUUCAACAUCCGCAGGUUCAACAAAAUAUUUUAAAUCAACAUAAUCUUAUCAAUCAAUCAGCUUUGCAAGUUCAACCUUCUUUAAACAUUAUUCAACCAAAUAUUCAACCAAAUGUUAUAAAUGCUCAAGGUAUUAUACAACAACAACAGAUACAACAGCCUUUACUUGUUCAGCAAUCUCAAUCAGGAAUGGUGUUAAACAAUGUUUCACAAAAUAUUCAAUUACCACAGGUUAAUCUUCCCCCGCCUGGUGUCCAUAUUCCACAACAACAAGGGCCAUUGGUUUCAAGUAAUAUUCAAUCAAGCCAGCAACAACAAAUUCUCUUAUCUCACCCUCCACCUACAAUGAAUAUUCCUCCUCCCAACAUGCCACCACCAAAUCAAGGGUUGAUAAUUGUUAGUUCUGCUCCAAGUCAAUAUUCGCAACAGCCGCAGAUGUUUGUCAGCCAAGCUACACAAAUAAAUCCUGUUCAGAGUUUAAACCAGCAAAUGAAUACCCCCUAUCAGUAUCAUAUAAUACAAGGAUCUAAUCCUAUUUAUGCAACAGCACAGCAGCUAGGAAACUCUGCAGGUGGUGUUGUGACUGGACAGAUAAAUGAACUUAAACCAAAUGCCGGUCAACAAUUUCAAACUAUGACUGUUCAACAAGUUUAUCAACAACCUAUUAUAACUGGCCAAGAGCAGAUAGUUACUCAAACUUUACCCCCAGGACAACAAUACAUUGUGGCUCCAAAUUCUGGUCCAAUAUAUAUUGUACCACCUCCUUCACAAACUGUACAAACACAACCAAAUCAAACAAUUGAAACUAUCUCUGUUCAAUCUCAUCAUCACAUAAUUCCAAAUUCGAUACAUAAUCAGCAUGAUCCACAAUCAAUUAUUAAUCAAACUGUUACCAUUGACAACAGUGCUAACAUGAAUCAACUACAGAAUAUUCAAACUGAACCAAUUGAGAAUAGAGAUAAAGAUACAGAGGAAGUCAAAAAUCCUCUUACAGAAAAUACAGCUUCUAGAAAUGAAAAUGAUGCUAAAGAAGAUAGCUCAAAUGAUUCAUCAAAUCCUCAAGAAAAAUCGGUUGCUGUAGAGUGUUUGUCACAAUUGCAGCCAAAUCAAGUUGCAUCUCAAUCAGAUUCUGCAAAUAAUAUUGAUACUCAUCAAAUUCAGAAUCAAGAUAAUUUACAUCAAGGGUCUGCCAAUAAUGAAGUUUUUUUGAACCAAGCACCACCACCUACUCAAAUAAUUCAACAUCAAAUGAAUCCACCUCCAAUUUUACAAAUGCCACCACAGAUUGUUCCACCUCCAAAUCAUGCUUCACCGCAGAUGCCAAUGUUUUCAGUUGCUAAUCAGCAGAUUAUUGCUAAACCGCAAUUUCAAAUUAACAGUCAGCCACAAAAUUGGGUUCAAACUCAUCAACAGAAUUGGAUCCCAAAUACUAGCCAAAUUUUAACACAUACCACAAAUUUGACUGGCACACCAUACCAAACACUACCCAAUCAAUUUGUACAGAAUCAAGGUCCAAAUUCGACAUUGUUAACAUCUCAGAUUUCAAAUCAGGAAUUAGAUGAAGAGAAUAGGCAACUAAAUCAACAAAAUCUUAUGGUUUCUGUCAAUUCCAGCACUUGCAGCAUACAGAAUAAUUUGGAUGUCACAACUAUGCAAGCACCUUCUCAGAAUAUGGUGUCUCGGCCAAGAAUAGGACAGAAGAGAAAAAUCUAUGAUGAAAACUGGAGAUUUAAACAAGGAAUAGGAAAUGGUGGUAUGAUGGGACCAAAUUCAAGAUAUCCAGCCCCUUCUCCAGCAGUCGUUAGUCAACACAACAACAAUGUUAACAUAAGACAUCAGAUCCCGAAAGGUGAUCACGUAGAUCUAAACUCCCUGGAAUCGAACGAUCAAAAUCAAGUGCCGCCAGGAUAUAAUCAAGAUCACAUUGAUUCAUUUCGUGGCCCACCUAUGAGAGUUAUACAAGGGUAUGAUCCAAGAAGUAGAAUGCCUCCUCCACCUCCUCCGCCACCGCAGCGAUCAGCUAUACCACAGUAUCAAUUUAACACAUGGAAUGUGCAAGAACAUAGUCCACCUCAAUAUGCACAACAACACGGGUCAAGGCAAUGGAUGGCCUGAAUUUAUGUAACUAUAUAACUUACUUUUAAGAGAACUUUACAGAAGUAACUAAAAUCAAAAGCAAGUAUAUGAGCCGACUAAAAUUUAUCUGGCGCCGUUUCAUCAGAUUUAUUUGGAAAACCAAAUUAUCUUCAAAAGUUUCAUAAAUCUCGAGCUUGAAUUUAUUUUGUUUUAAAAUAUCAAUUGAUUGAGCGAUUAGAACAGAAUGUUGAAUUAUAAUUAAUCACAAUGUGAGAGUGUUUCUCAUAA
This is a messenger RNA of Ctenocephalides felis (cat flea), 3505 nucleotides long. RefSeq lists its product as uncharacterized. Gene Ontology annotation, molecular function: RNA binding. The transcript has 15 exons. Lineage: Eukaryota; Metazoa; Arthropoda; Insecta; Siphonaptera; Pulicidae. The coding region runs from base 236 to 3256 and encodes 1006 amino acids. The record is from RefSeq and is a predicted model, not a curated record. Gene Ontology annotation, cellular component: nucleus.